AUGUCUGACCAGGGAGUGAGUUCCAUCGCGAAUCUCGCUAUACGGUCAAUCUUGAACCUUCCUUUCGAAACCGUUCUGGAGUUCGUCUCCUAUCUUGACAGACAAGAUAUUCUUGCUUUACGAUCUACCUGCAAGUAUAUGGAUACUAUACUACUCGACACAUUCGCCAAACAAUUCUUCAGCCAGAUAUACGUACUACCUACCGAGCACUCGCUUCAGCUUCUCUUGGAAGUGUCAAAUGAUAAGAGGAUAAGACGGCACGUCAAGGAACUUCUUAUCUGCUGCACCAUCUACCAAGACCACAGUAGUCGAUAUGGAGACUGGGAAUCAGACGCUCAUAUAAUCAUACAUAAAACUCGCUUGUUAACCGAAAACGAAUCUCCUUUCCCUGACACAACUUCUCCAGAAGAGGAAGCUACCAACGAAGCUGUGAACUUCGUUCGCAAAGGCUCCUUUGGAAGACAACUUACUGCUGCGCUUCAAUCGCUUGAGAUCGAUUCGAUCGAAAUUCUCAACUAUGGACAAAUGAAGUGUUGGCACCUUCCUUUACCGCUGAUUUUGGGUCGCUCGCAGCUGCUACGACGCACUGGCAGGGAUCCCUUUGAUACACCCGACUGCGUCAGGGGUCGUGGUCCUCGUAGCUGGGAAUACGCUUCGAAUGAGGAAGACGGACCAAUGGACAUGGCGACUUACAUGUCCAACACCGUACUCUCUGCCAUUGAGGACAGUGGACUUUUACUCCGCAGCUUCGUUAUCCCAGUUGUUCAAACCGACAGGUUGAAAGCCUUACCAACUCUCAGCUCCAACCUUUCAUCCCUGCAGCACUUGAAACUCACCAUCGGUCAUGAUGCACGCAGCACCUGUCACGACUCUCCAGACCCAGAUCCAAACUUCUUCACUUCCAUCAACGAGUUACCUAACCUCCAACACCUACACCUAUCCACCUGGCCAGCCCGCGCACGCCCCGGCUCAGUGUCCCUAAAUCCCUUUCUGUCCCUUCUAAAACCAUUAAACCUUAGAUCCUUACAUCUGGGUUCCUUGUGCGCUCCAUCACAAGACUUGGUUCCAUUGUUGGUGCCACUAAAAACCUUCAAACACUUUCGUUACAUUUCGUCGUUAUGCAAGAAAGAGAGAAUGGGCCUUGGAGAGAUAUGUUCACGAACCUCAUUCCAGUGA
Aureobasidium musti is the source of this 1176-nucleotide messenger RNA. The record is from the annotation of a GenBank genome assembly. NCBI's taxonomy places the organism in Eukaryota, Fungi, Ascomycota, Dothideomycetes, Dothideales, Saccotheciaceae.